AUGUGCUUCUUUCUGAAUCUCGGCACAGCUAUCAAAGCGACAGUUGCGGCCGUCAUCCUUUCGGAGAUUGUUGUGGCAUUUCUGCCAGAUCCCUCCCUUAGUGUGAUGUAUUUCGCUGUGAUGGAUAUUCCCAUGCUCGCCUUCCUCUUGGCUUUCUUUUUCGGUCACCGACUCACGUGUGGGCUUUGGUGCCCCAACCUGUGGGUGGACAGGCUCUGCGUUCAUCAGACGGACCCCUUAUACAAGUCCAAAGGCAUAGAGGGCCUGCCUACAUUCGUGGCCUGCUCUUCGCAGUUGCUGAUGCUGUGGGAUCAGACUUACUUCGAUCGUCUGUGGUGCAUGCUGGAGUUGUCGAUCUUUGUGAAGUGCCGUGGUCUCAAGGGGUUACGGUUCGUUCCUCUGUGGCUGCCGCCCUGGCUGCUUGGCCAAAUGCUGUUUGCCUACAUUGGGUCACGGCUACUGGCAAUUGCCGUUGCCUGUGCCCCGGACUCUGGCAUAAACGACACUGCGACCUACCGCGCCGUCUACGGGGAUACCUUUCAAUGGGGAGUGCAGCGUUGUUUGUCUUAUUUGCGGGACUGCCAGAGCUAUCUUGUCUUCCUUGUUCCCUCUGUGGUAAUCAGUGUUGUUUUUAUGCCGCGGAAGAUAGAGGGGCACAAGCUGAUGCUGGAGAACAUGCGAUUGUUCGACAUCCGGGAUGCGAAGUGUGCUCUCGAGAGCGACCGCCGCACCAUUCAGAUGCAGGUCGCCGAGCUCUUCGAUGGACUUGAGGAGCCCACGGUAUCCGUAGCCCUCGAUACUGAAAGCACAUGCGAGAGCUGGGACGAUGAGGUGGCACUGCUCCACAGCUACGACCCAGUCCUUUCCCAUGCCAAUCGUUUGGCGGCGCGUGCUGCCACCGGCUGCCCAGACCUGGAAGCCUGCCUCAAGUCUUUCAACGAAUACAUCCGUACAGAACUUAGCAAAGCCAUCGUCGAGGAGUUCGGAAGUGAGCUGGACCUGCCCUGGGCGAUCUGUGCACUGACCUGCCUGCCACAUACCCUGGGCUUCAUUGGCUUGUCCUGGGCUGGGAGACCUCUCUUCGACAAGCUCGGUUUCGAAUCUCUCGGGCAGUAUUUGAUCAUCACGAUGCUCCAGUACUGCAGCCUCGGUGUACUCUUUUUGCCUGUGGCUCACCCUAUCUUGCUGCGAGUCAUGAACUGGCUUGCUGCUGGACCAGCAGUGCUAUCGAGCAUAGCAGCGUUCGGCAUGGGAGUUCUUACUUACAGCUUCCUGCUUUACUUCGACACCUUCGCGGCAGGGGCCGUGGAAGCUUUUGGUCUGACGAUGCAUCCAGCCUUUCUUUUUGCCUACCUGCUGUCUCUGUCCUUGAUCGCCUUCAUACACUUCCAGCUGUUCGGUCGUCCAAGAUGGCAGGUGCAGCGCAAGAUCCCAGCCGAUGCUGAAGACUAG
Molecule: messenger RNA, 1452 nt
Organism: Symbiodinium necroappetens
Lineage: Eukaryota; Dinophyceae; Suessiales; Symbiodiniaceae
Source: the annotation of a GenBank genome assembly